Messenger RNA from Papaver somniferum (opium poppy), 858 nucleotides. RefSeq names its product small nuclear ribonucleoprotein Sm D2-like. Lineage: Eukaryota; Viridiplantae; Streptophyta; Magnoliopsida; Ranunculales; Papaveraceae. Gene Ontology annotation, biological process: RNA splicing; spliceosomal snRNP assembly. Gene Ontology annotation, molecular function: RNA binding. The transcript has 6 exons. The record is from RefSeq and is a predicted model, not a curated record. Gene Ontology annotation, cellular component: precatalytic spliceosome; U5 snRNP; U1 snRNP. Bases 138 to 467 code for a protein of 109 amino acids.
UUUUCUUUUCCAGUCCGAAGAAGCGAAACAGGAGUCGGGAGAAGAAGCAAAAACCCUAAAACCUCAACGACACUCCGUCAGGUUUCAGAAAUAAACCCUAGAAAGUUGUUCGGAUUUCAUCUCAUCUUACUUUCAACAUGAGUCGGCCUAUGGAAGAGGAUACUAAUGGUGGCAAGACUGAGGAAGAGGAAUUCAACACCGGACCCCUUUCUGUUCUGAUGAUGAGUGUGAAAAACAACACUCAGGUGCUCAUAAAUUGCCGCAACAACCGAAAGCUUCUCGGCCGCGUGAGAGCAUUUGACCGUCAUUGCAACAUGGUUCUUGAAAAUGUUCGUGAGAUGUGGACAGAGGUACCUAAAACAGGGAAAGGCAAGAAGAAAGCGCUUCCUGUGAACAAGGACAGGUUCAUCAGCAAGAUGUUCCUUCGAGGAGACUCUGUUAUUAUUGUUCUCAGGAAUCCCAAGUGAUGUUGCUGCUUAUAAUUACUAUGCAGGAGAAGUACUUAGCUGUGGAGAGAAAAGAACAACUAUAGGCGUAUAAGAGGCUGUCAAUCACUUGUUUUGUGAACUUAGGAAAUACCGGAUUUUAAGCAUCUGAUUUUGCUUUGUAGUAAUUAGAGGGAAAUAUGUAACUGAAUAUCAUCACCUGUACAACUUCUCUAUAUUUUCCAGAUAAUUGACCAUCCUUCCCCUCUUGCUAGUUAUUUCUCUCUAAAAACUUGCAGUGCUAGUCAUGGUGUAACACUUCACCUGGCUGCUGCAGACUUUAAAGAUGUCUGACUAAUAUUCAGCUGAAUGCUCACCAUCCUAUUCGGGUGCUUAGUAAUGAAACUGUCAGCUACUUCCUGGUCUCUUUAAA